This is a messenger RNA of Arabis nemorensis, 687 nucleotides long. The record is from the annotation of a GenBank genome assembly. NCBI's taxonomy places the organism in Eukaryota, Viridiplantae, Streptophyta, Magnoliopsida, Brassicales, Brassicaceae.
AUGGGUAUUCAAAAGCGGUCCAGAGAUUCCUCAAAGAAGGAAAAGAAUCAAGAUCGAAUCUUGAAAGUUUUCGUGAAGAUCCUUCAGAAAAAAGAAGACCAGCUUCAAUCUCUGGUUAUGUCCCGGAAGAUUCUUGAACACAGAAUCAAGACACAACACAAGAAUCACGAGGAACAACUCUCUCUGUUGAAAAACGAAAUUAAAACGUUGGAGAUGAUUCGGAUGGUUGAAAUCGCUAAUUUCAAUCUAUUGCUUGGAAUGAAGAAAAGAGAUGAUUCUAUAUGCAAAUCGAAAUUAGAACAUACUCAGGAUGAAUUGGAUGAUUUCAAAGCUUGGUUUGAAUUGCUGACUCGGAACACAAAUAAGGAAACUUGUAACUCUGGAGAUGCAGAUGAUUGUAAAUCACUAGAAUUCAAAAUUAGGAAACUGAAACUCAACUUUGAAAAUCUUGCUUUUGGUAAGAGAAGUGAUGUAUCCGCUUGGAGUCAAUUCAAAGACAUGGAAAGCGGAUUCACCGAUAAGUUAAGGAGGAAAGACGAAGAGAUCAAGAAGCUUAAAUCGUCUAAUAAUGAGAAAGAUAAGAUUAUUGCAAGAUUGAUGGCUGAAAUGGAAGACAAUGGUAGUAAGAAGAAGGCUGGAUUAUUAAAGCCUUUAAGGAGGUCUCCUAGGCUCAACAACGAUGUUUAA